Molecule: messenger RNA, 3431 nt
Organism: Klebsormidium nitens
Lineage: Eukaryota; Viridiplantae; Streptophyta; Klebsormidiophyceae; Klebsormidiales; Klebsormidiaceae
Source: the annotation of a GenBank genome assembly
CCCUACUACAGCUAGAGCCUGGAUUUGCAGCCUGGAUUUGCAACAAAGCAGACUUGCAUUGUUGCAAGGAGGGCAUUGUUGCAAGGAGAACUUGUUGGCAUUCUUUGCUCUUUUCUCAUUCAUUAGGAGCUCGCUUUUCAAGAUGGCGCGUAAGAAAACUAAGCCGACGGAGGCGCCUGAAGCCGAUGCGGCCGAGCCGCCGCAGGAGGGCACCAAAGGUGUCAUCUGGGGACAGCAGGUGAAGAAGCCCAAGACUGCGGGAUGGGUGGAACAACUAGACUGGCAUGAUGCGUCUCCCGCCAGCUUCGAUGAGUUCCUCACGGGCGCGGAGGAAGGAGGCUUCAUGGGCCUGGAAGAAAUCGACGGGGAGAUUUUUGACAAUUAUGUGGGGGGUGCAAAGAAGGGCACACCAAAGGAUGGAAAGAAAAGGAAAGCGGAGGAGGCUCUCGAGAGCGCUGUGGGGGCAAAGGGGGUGGUGACUGAGAAAGCUGCCAAGAAGAAGAAGGGAGCCAAGCUUGAUGUGGCUGCAGCCAGCGUAGAAAAUGCUCCGGAGGAUACUGAAAGCGCUCCCGGAAAGAACUUCGCUCCAGCCAAAGCAGCGGCAAAGCUGGGGGGAAAGACGGGGAAGGCAGGCAUGGACGGGACCAAAGAAGCAACGGAUGGGAAGGGGAAGGGGAAAGACAAAAAGGGGGACGCAAUGGAGAAGGCGAGCAAGCCUGUGUCAGGGGCUGCGGCGAAAGAAAACGGAUUGGGGAGUGUUGCGGCCUCUGUCAAGUCUGAGAAGGCUCAGAAGCCAAAGGCAAAGAAGAUGACGAGUUCGGAGAUCAAGAAGCGGAAGAAAGAGAAGAGACGGCAGCGGUUGGAGCAGCAGAGGGCGGGAUCGAAGCUGGACCCUGGACUUUUCAGGGGGGUAAAAACAGAGACGGUAGAGAUGGUGGAAGAAGGGGGGGCGGAAGAUCUUGAGAGCGCAGGAAUGGAGGCGGAUGCUGGUGAGGCGCCAGGUGGCGCGUCAGGAUUGGACGGUGCAAUGACGGGUGGUGAGGCGAAGGUUGAAGAAGAGAAGAGCGCUCCGCGUGAGGCGAAGCUCAGCAAAAGAGAAAAGGCGAAAAAGGCGAAGGGAAAAGAAGCAGGGGAAAAUGGGGGCCCUGUAGCGGCACCAACGGGUACGAAACCUGAAGAGGAUACGGAGGGGCAGACAGCUAGUGGCCCCCGACUCGUGGGACCGUCGGGCAAGAAAGGGUCGGCAAAAAAGCCGGAGGGGACGGUUUCUCAGCGAGGGGAAGGCACUGCAAACCAGCAGAGCAAGAAUGGGGGGUUGGAAACUGACGAAAAGGUUCAGAAGAAGAAGCGGAAGAUACUCGAAACGGGGGCUGAUGACGGUCCAGGAAACGAAGGGGAAGAAGAGGAAGAGGAGAUUGGAGAGGAGCGGAGAGGCAGCGGGGGGGCAGCGGGGACUCCGGAGUGCGAUGUCUCGGCAUGGGAAGAGUUUGGGCUGCAUCCGCUGUUGCUCAAGGGGCUGGCAAAGCUGGGCUUUUCGCAGCCGACGGAGAUCCAGAAGCAGUGCAUACCGGCAGCACUGACACAGGGGAAGGACCUCGUGGGUGCCGCUGAGACGGGCUCCGGCAAGACGCUCGCCUUCGGGCUGCCGAUCCUGCACCGACUGUUGCAGAUCGAGGAAAAGGAACGGAAGCUAGCGGAAGCGGAUCGCGCCCAGCGGAAGCGGAAUGGUCCGGAUGCGGACGGGAAGAAGCGCGGAAGUCCCCUGAGGGCGCUGAUCAUGACGCCGACGAGGGAGCUGGCGCUGCAGGUUUGCAGCCAUCUGAAAGCCGCGGCCCAGGAGACUUCUAUUCGGAUCGUCGCGAUUGUCGGCGGUAUGGCUGUGCCUAAGCAGCAGCGACUGCUCCGCUCGCGGCCGGCGGUCGUGGUCGGGACGCCCGGGCGCUUAUGGGAGCUCAUAAGCGAGGGGGAGCAGCAUCUCUUACAGGUGGACGAUCUCCGCUUCUUCGUCCUCGACGAAGCGGACCGUAUGGUCGAGAAGGGCCAUUUCAAGGAGCUCCAGUCCAUCAUCGACACGCUCCCGAAGCAGGGGGGCGCCCCGCCAGCCGAGUCCGACCCCCCGGAAGAGGACACGGUCGCCGAAACGCCCCAGACGAAACACGUGGCGCAACGCCAGACGUUCGUGUUCUCGGCGACGCUCAUGGUGCCCCCCUCGCUGAAGAAGAAGCUGAAAGGCGCGGGGAAGGCGCCGAUGCGGCGGGAACAGGGGCAAGUCGCGGCGCUGAUUGAGCGAGCGGGGCUCAGUCGCCGAGCCGCGAUUGUAGACCUGACCCGCGCCUCCAUUGUCGCCGCCAAGUUAGAGGAAGCCGCGAUCGAGUGCCUGGAGACCGAAAAGGACGCGUACCUGUACUAUCUGCUGAAGAUGCAUCCCAGCCGUACGAUCGUCUUCUGCACCGCAAUCUCCGCCGUCCGUCGCAUCGCGGCGCUCCUGCAGCUCCUCCAGGUGCGGUCGUGGCCGCUCCACGCCCAGAUGCAGCAGCGGCAGCGCUUUAAGGCAAUGGACCGCUUCAAGAAAGAGGAGCACGGCGUGCUGGUGGCAACCGACGUGGCCGCGCGGGGGCUCGACAUUGUGGGGAUCCGCUGCGUCAUUCAUUACCAGCUGCCGCUGUCAACCGAGAUCUACGUCCAUCGGAGCGGCCGGACGGCCCGCGCAGCAACGGACGGCGUGAGCGUGGCAAUCGUGUCGCCGUCAGAGCGUCCGAAGCUGAACGCGCUGUGUAAGGCGCUCGGGAAGGAGAGCGGCCUUCCGGAUUUCCCGGUCAAUCAAGCGUACAUGCCGGCAGUUCUGGAACGAGUGAAGCUGGCGAUCAAGGUCGACGGUUCGUUGCGGCAGCAGCAGCAGACAAAAGCGAAGCGCACCUGGCUCGAGAAGCACGCCGAGGAGCUGGGCAUCGAACUAGACGCGGACGAGCUGGAGGCGCAAUCCCGGACGUCCAAAAAGGGCAAGGUCCGAAUCGACGAUGACAAGGCCCCCGCGCCCGGGGACGCAAAAACGCUUGAGGCAAAGCUCCGCGCUCUAGUUAAGCAACCCCUUCAGCCACGUGCGAUGCACCAUACGUAUCUGGCCGGGUCGGGCAUAAGUGCGGAGACGGUGAAGCAACUUCAGCAGGCGGUGCAACGACCGGACGGGUCCGGCGCAGGGGCGAUUGGCUCCCUCGGAGAGGAGGCGCUCGACGCUCUGAGGAAUAAACGAGCAAAAAGAUGAUUCGAUACGUCGAUCUGAAAUCCGCUGAGUGGAGCGUUGGGGUUGACGGCCUCUGUCACGGAGCUUGUGAGUAUGACACCGAAAAGACGAUUUGAGUUCUGGCCGGCUUGGCAUGCAGUGGGAUCAAGAUUCUCUUCGAUGAAUUGCCGCUAACACUGUCUGAUUUCCA